Messenger RNA from Heteronotia binoei (common prickly gecko), 1527 nucleotides. RefSeq names its product carcinoembryonic antigen-related cell adhesion molecule 5-like. The coding region runs from base 1 to 1230 and encodes 409 amino acids. Lineage: Eukaryota; Metazoa; Chordata; Lepidosauria; Squamata; Gekkonidae. The record is from RefSeq and is a predicted model, not a curated record. The transcript has 8 exons.
AUGGGCCGGACAUGCGACACCCUUAGAUGGAAGAGUUCUUGCCAAGUGGUGCUUUUAGCAGCCGCCAUCCUGAAUUCUGCCUUCCUGCUGACUCAGGCUCAGGAGGAGAUCCCUGUUACGGCAGAACCACCACAGCCAUCAGAAGGACAGGACAGCCAUCAGAGGACAGAGAUGCUCUCCAAACCGACCGUUUCGGCCUUCCCCUCCUCUUACCUCGUGGAGUUCACUGAUUCCAUUACUCUAACCUGUGAGAUCCGCUCCGGAGCCACCAAAGUCCGCUGGUUCAAGAACGGCAGACCGUUGAGGAAGAGUGAUCAUAUCAGCCUUUCUAGUGAUAACCGGACUCUCUCCAUCCCGAGCAUAACCCGAGACGAUGCCGGGGAGUACCAAUGCGAAGUGUCCAACUCAGCGAGCACCAGAAUCAGUGACAUCCAAUACGUCGAUGUGAUUUAUGGACCUGAAACUCCCGUGAUCCACACAACUGAGGAGAGUUCAGACCUCAAGCUGACUUGUGAAGCCGACACAUUUCCGGAUGCCCAUUAUGCCUGGUUUUUCAAUGGGAGGGAAUGUGGUACAGGAUCCCCUCUGGUCAUCCAGAAUGCCACCCCAGAGCAUUCUGGGAGUUACGUUUGCCUAGCCUGGAACGUUCUGACUCUCCAGAAGAGGAAUAGCACACUGGAUGUUGUGGUAGGAGCUGAAGUGCGUGACGUCACAGUCACUGGCCCCUCUGUCGCCACUGAAGACCAGCCUGUCACUUUGACAUGCACUGCUGUGGGCAGCUCAGUUUCUUACUCCUGGUUUAAGGGGGACCAGAGCCUAGAACCAGGACAUUACACCGUACUGACCAACAACAACCAGAAUCUCAUGUUCAGUCCGAGUCACCGGAGUGACUCUGGGGACUAUACCUGCAGAGGGUCCAACAGUUUCUCUUCUGACGUCAGUGAGCCUCACCGGCUGGAUAUUCUGUAUGGACCCGAUCCUCCCGUCAUCCAUGAGGUUUUUGACCGGGGCCGUUUCAAGCUCAAGUUCUCCUGCCGAUCUGACUCGUAUCCCGCGGCAAGUUAUGUCUGGUUUCUCAAUGAGAAGUUUCUCUCUGACCAACAAAAUCCCCUCGUUCGGGAUCUUGCCACUGAGAAUGGCGGGAAUUAUACUUGCCAAGCCGAAAACAGAAGCACCCGACAGAAGAGAAAUACCACCCUGGAGCUUGAAGUGCAGGGACGGUGGAUGUAAUCAAGAAACCCUGAGCGAUUUGGACCACGGGAUUGACCUGGCGCACGUGUGAAUGUGUCACUCCUGGGAUUUCUGACAUACCGUCAGAUUGUGAAGAAAACCACAGUCACGCCAGAGAAACAGAAGCAGAUGACAGGAGGGAGACUAAACUACAAUAUGGAAGAAUGAACCCGUGUCCCCUGCUUAAUUUCUCUUGAUAUUCAUUCAGCCCUCCCCUCACCCAAUACUACAAAUAGCCUCUUGGUUCAAGACUCAUUGCAGACCAACUUACCUAAAUAGAUUCUCUAACACACCAAA